Tyto alba (common barn owl) is the source of this 1953-nucleotide messenger RNA. RefSeq names its product hepatic lectin-like. The coding region runs from base 204 to 1196 and encodes 330 amino acids. The transcript has 10 exons. Lineage: Eukaryota; Metazoa; Chordata; Aves; Strigiformes; Tytonidae. The record is from RefSeq and is a predicted model, not a curated record.
CGGGGCAGAGCGCAGCCUCGCCCUCCUCUCGCCGCCCAUUUGCAUGCCACCGCCGCUCCGGCGCGGAGAAGGAACCGAAACCCCCGGGGCCGAACCGCCGGCCAGCGCGGGGGGCCCGGGGGCGGCGAGGGGAGUGCCGGGGCGCGUGCCGAGGGGCUCAGCUCCCCGCCGAGCGCCCGCGCGGCCCCCCGCCCCGGCGAGGCAUGGCCCAGCAGGAGACUUACGGCAACUGGCUGGGUCCCCCGCCGGCCCCCGCCAAGCGCCUGGUGAGACAAGCAGGAAUUUACUCCGUCGCCGGGAAAAUGACGCCCAUGGGAGACUUCAGGCCCGCAUCCCCGGACAGCUUCGAGGACGAUUACGACGACGUGUCCCUGUCGGAGUCAGACCGUGGCCACAAGCCGCCGGCGACCGACGAGGAUCUGCAGAGCCAGAGGAGCAAAGGGGGCACAGGGCUUUACAUCCUGGCAGGGAAGCCGCCGUCUCCGAGCCCUUACCAAAGGGGCGGCCCGGAGCCCCGGGGUGGCAGGGGGCAGAGCGGCAGGGUGACGUCGGUGGCCGUCCUCUACGUCCUCGUGGCGCUGAGCUUCGUGGCCUGGGUGCUGCUCUUCGCGCUGGCCGUGGUGAAACAGAUGGAAAUCGUGGCAGAGUUAAAGCUCCUGAGGUCGAACUACUCGGAGAAUCAAGCCAACGUGCGGCAGGAGCUGUCGGCCACGCGGCGGGAGCAGGCGCGGCUGCGGAGCGGGAUGCACCAGCACUACGAGGAGCUGCAGGACAUCGCAGCGCUGAUCUGCAGAUCCGUCCUGGACAGCAAGAAGUGCUCGGCCGGCUGGAAGGUCUUUGAGAAGAGCUGCUACUCCUUCUCGACGGAGAAGAUGAGCUGGCUGGACGCGAAGGAGAUCUGUGCCGACCAGGGCGCUCACCUGGUCGUCAUCAACUCGGAGCUCGAGCAGGCGUUCCUGAAGGACAGUAUCAACAGCAGCAGCACGUACUGGAUGGGAGUGACGGAUCAGCUGGAGGAAGGCACCUGGCUCUGGACCAAUGGCGAACGCACAAGCAUUAGCUACUGGAACACGUGGAAGGAGAACAAAGACAAGGACCAGAAGGACUGUGGCAGCAUCGGGCCCGACGGCAUCUGGAACGACGACAGAUGCUCCCACUUUAACCACUGGAUUUGCGAAAAGUCCUGGAAUUGCUGACUGCAGCGUUACUUUUUCCUGUUUCUGGACGAUUUUUAAAUGUUCCUGUAAAAAGAAAAAAAAGAAAAAAAAAAAAAAAAAAAAAAAGUACAUUUCAAACUUCCCGCUGGGGAGCUGGGUGAACUCAUGCAGCUUCAGGGGGAUCUGGAGGCUCCACACUCCCAUUUUUUGCCUAUUAAUGACGUGAAAAUCCCUAAAAAAAUCAGUCAAACCCUGUGACCUUUGUCCGUGCAAACCUGGCUCACAAACCGUGAAAAUAAAAAGGUGUUGUCAGUUAAAAUAACUGCUGUAGAAUGGUUACAACCCCGCUCCCCAGUGCAGAAAUGGUCCCGUUUCUCAGCGUUGCUGAAUUUCUCCUUUUUCUCCCAGCUUUGCUGCCACAUUGUGGUUUCUGCUUAACUCUCAAAAAAACCCCCCAGUUUCAGUAAAAUCCUAGCUUUUUCCCGCUUUCCAAAGGCUUUUUUCAAAAUUUAUCCCUCCCUCCCCCAGGCAUCAUGCUCAGUCCGUGCCCAGCUGUGGCCCCACAGUCAAAAAACCCCCAACCCCCCAAUUCGCCUCGUUUGUUUGUGUCUUAAUUCAGCACAUUAUCACCCAAUAAUUUUUUUUUUUUUUUUUUUUUCUCCCCCUAAAAAACGCAGCAUGUGUCAUUCGGUCUUUUUUUGCCCCAAAUAAAUAAAAUGGCCCCGGCACACUCAUCCCGGUGGCUGAAAGUUUCUGAAAUUGAAGAAAUCCUGUUAAAAUCAUGUUGUGAUUCUAA